AUGGUGUGGUCAAAGCUCAUAGCCGUCGAGCUUUUAAUUUCGUGGAUAGCAUUUGUGAUGCAAAAGAAAAAAAGUCAUCUUUCGGCCAUCGAAAGCAUGAGCAGCCUCCAUAUCGACCCGGCGUGGCCUGCUUUCAGAGGUCAGUCUCUCACUUUUUUUAAUGCUCUGAAGGACAUUGAAGACUGGAAAUGGAAAGUGGAGAUGCAAAAUACAAACAUAUGUGCUUUGCUUAUUGCGAGUAGCGUUACUAUGGAGGAUCGGUGGAGAUCGUACGUCGCUGCCGGAGAACCGGCGUGGUUAUCGGAUUUGGUAUAG
This is a messenger RNA of Microthlaspi erraticum, 315 nucleotides long. The record is from the annotation of a GenBank genome assembly. Lineage: Eukaryota; Viridiplantae; Streptophyta; Magnoliopsida; Brassicales; Brassicaceae.